Messenger RNA from Salvia hispanica, 2331 nucleotides. RefSeq names its product ubiquitin carboxyl-terminal hydrolase 20-like. Gene Ontology annotation, cellular component: cytosol; nucleus. Gene Ontology annotation, biological process: protein deubiquitination. NCBI's taxonomy places the organism in Eukaryota, Viridiplantae, Streptophyta, Magnoliopsida, Lamiales, Lamiaceae. Gene Ontology annotation, molecular function: cysteine-type deubiquitinase activity. The record is from RefSeq and is a predicted model, not a curated record.
UUACGAAACCCCCAAAACGAAAACCCCAAAUUUUUCCCUCCUCUUUUUUCGAAUUCCAUCCAAUAUCACUGAAAAAAUCUUCUAAAUCGAAACCAAUCCUUCAAUUUUUCCGAAAUCACAUGCUAAUUGAGGAACCCUAAAUCUGGUCGGAGAAAACCCUAGCGCCGAUGGCCGACCACGAAUCUGUGUUGCUGGAUGCCGAGAAAGCCGCUGAAGAUGCACUUGUUAGUGAUGCCCAACGCCUCAAUUCGUCGCCUGCUCCCUCCGCUUCUCUUUCUCACUGGUCGAGCUCGUGGUCCAGACCCGCUGAAUUCGACGAGCCACCUCAGAAAUCGGCACAAGUAGCAGUCGAGUUUCCGCCUUCGAGUUCGCUGCCCAAUCGUGCUAUUAUAGGAGCCGGGUUGGAAAAUUUGGGCAACACCUGCUUUCUGAACUCAGUGUUGCAGUGCUUUAUUCACACUGUUCCGCUUCUUCAGCCAAUUCUUUCGAAUGGGUAUUUAAUGCAGUCGACCAAUAAUUAUAACAAGGAGCAAUUUUCUGUGCUGAAUGCAAUGCGGGAUCUGAUUUUCCAAUCGCUUGUUUCAAACACCGCCGUCUCACCUUUUGAUCUUGUCAACAACUUGACUCAUAUAUCAUCAAACUUUCAGAGAUUCCAGCAGGAAGAUGCUCACGAAUUCCUCCAGUGUUUUUUGGAUAGACUUGAGGGAUGUUAUGAACCGAAGAAAAACAUAGUGCAGCAAGUAUUUGGUGGUCGUCUUGUCAGCAAUUUGAUGUGCUGCAACUGUGGUCACUGCUCUGACACUUAUGAACCAUCAAUUGACCUUAGUUUGGAGAUUGAUGAUGCGGACAAUCUGUUUACUGCUCUCCAAUCUUUCACAAAGGUUGAAAAGAUUGAAGACCCGGAGACUAAGUUUACAUGUGAAAAGUGUAAAGAGCGAGUGUAUGUUGAGAAGAAACUUUCCUUUGAUCAGGCUCCUGACGUAGCAGUACUUCAUUUGAAGCGGUUCAAAAAUUAUGGCAGCUUUGUUGAAAAGAUUGAUAAACAUGUGGCAUUUCCAUUAGAUUUGGACAUGCACCCUUUCACUGGCAAUGGCAAUCAUAAUCAUGAAGAUCUUCAAUAUGUGCUCUAUGCCGUUGUGGUGCACUUUGGGUUAACGCCUACAUCUGGCCACUACUACUGUUUCAUACGCUUAUCAGCUGACAUAUGGUGCUGUUUUGAUGAUUCGAAGGUUGAGCUGGUCAAUGAAGCUUAUGUGCUAUCGCAAGAGGCCUAUGUUCUGUUCUAUGCAAAACAUGGUACUCCAUGGUUUUCAAGUUUCAUUGAAUCACAGAAAGAAUUAUUGUAUUCAACUAUGCGGAACACAUCUCCAAAAUCUGUGUUGGACAACAUAGACACCUCAGUAUCUCCCUAUUUGGUGAACAAAUUUGGCUGUGAUACCAAUACAGUAAGUUGUGAUACUGGAAUAGUGCACACGGGAGGUGAUGAUAAUGAGAUCAAGGAUAGUGGAGCAGUGACGAAUGAAGGUACGAGGAAAGUAAAUGAUCAUUAUCUGGAAGAUUCAGUGACCCCAUUGUCUAGGAGGAAUGAAAUUAAGAGGAAAGUAAGCAUAAAUGAUCUAGAGGAUUCAGUGGAACCAUUGUCUGUGAAACCUUCAAAUAUGUCUAUCCCCAAAGACAAAAAAGUUUCUCCAAUUUUAUUCGAAAAGGUUAACCAUAAUCAGGAGGUUAGUGUGCCCCAAAAGAGUCCAAUUGAUACUGAAGCAGUUUUCAGAUCUCCAAGUCCUGAGAUAUACAGAAAAGACUCACCACCUGAUGCAGGUUUCACCAUUUGCCGCAGCCAUCUGAGAAGUGCAGACCGUAUCUCUUGCAAGAGACGACUGGAGGAGGAUAUGGACGAUGAGAGGAAGCACGCGCGCAUGUUUGUAAUGAAGCACAUGCCAAACUCAAGAAGUCAGCAACUAAUGAAUGCGCUGAGGGGUUCCAAGAGCGAACCUUCUGUCAAUAGGAAGAAGGCGAGGCGACUGCCUGUCCAGUGAAUCCAUUCAUCAACGUCCAGAUCUUUAGUUUCGCUGGCUCAGGCUAACAUGUAAAGCGCAACUUUGGUUUUCAGCAUUCGAUUCCUCAGAUGAUGUGUGUGAAUCGUUGCUAUCGAUGGAGUAAGGAUGUUUGGUGUAUGUCCAGUUAUCCAUUUUUUGUGGUAAAUCAGUAUUAGGUUAUUUUUUUCAUCGUUUUGUUUGCUGUGUUAUCUACUCCUAUGAGGUUACAUAAAGGCUGAUGAUAUUAAAAUCGAGAAUGUAUUAUGCUUCAUGAAUUAUUUUUCUUUAAAUUGUA